Messenger RNA from Capsaspora owczarzaki ATCC 30864, 501 nucleotides. RefSeq lists its product as hypothetical. The transcript has a single exon. The coding region runs from base 1 to 501 and encodes 166 amino acids. Lineage: Eukaryota; Filasterea; Ministeriida; Capsasporidae. The record is from RefSeq and is a predicted model, not a curated record.
AUGGAAACUCCAGUCGCGACAAACCCUCCUACUACUCCAGUCCAAGAGAUUACAGUGAAUGCCCCGUUCGAUUUCGAAAUCGAUAAGACAAAAUUUACUCACUGCCGUAUUUCUCCAGUUCAAGCACUGGAAUUGCCGGUGUAUGAAUAUGUCAAGGGUGUGUUGAUUGAUAAGUUUGCCCGGCAAGUGAAGUUUGCGACGAAUGAUCCGGUUCUUGUGGGUCAAUUGGUUUCGUUGUACGAGACUCUGGCGACACAACUGAAGCAGUAUUAUCCCGAUCGUGAGCUCGAAAAGCCAUUUAAGAUGAUUAACGAGGGUACGCUGGUGAUGUUUAUCAAGCUCGACAAGGAUAGUGCGUUCAUCGGCGCGAACACCCGGAGGCCAGUCCAACCCCGCAUCGGCUUCCCACUCGUCGGAAGAUCGGUCGUUCGUAUUGACAAGAUCAAUGUCGGUGCCAAAUUGCGAAUGAAUGUCGUGUUGGCCAGUAUGGAGGUGAAUUGA